Molecule: messenger RNA, 1320 nt
Organism: Enterospora canceri
Lineage: Eukaryota; Fungi; Microsporidia; Enterocytozoonidae
Source: the annotation of a GenBank genome assembly
AUGAUUCAGGCUAUACGAAGUGUCGAUUUUGUGUCAGAAAAUACGAUCAAAUGUGAAUAUUAUGAAUCCAUCAAAAAGGAUGGUAAAAUAGAAGAUGUCUAUGAUUUUAUAGCCAAUGAACUAUCACCAUUUCACAUUGCCAAUCAAGUAGAGCUGCUUAAGCUAAACAAAAAGAGGUUGCCUAUUUCAUUUAUCUCUGAGAAUUACAAUGCAGUGGUAUUGAAAUAUGAACAUCAAGGUAAGAAAUUGGCUAUAAAAUACGUAAAACAUAGAAGAAUAGACAGCAAUCAUCCAAACGAAUUGCACUGUACCAAAAAGAUGCAAGAGAAAGAAUACAAGAACCUGGUUAGAAUUUACCAUGUAGAAACAAGAGGAAUCACGCAUACAAAAUACAAUCAUGUAGUAAUUUACGCAAUGGAGUAUUUAAAUACGAAUGUAAAUGGAUACUGCUACAAUGAUGAAAAGAGAAUUGUUGAGUAUACAAAGGACAUAUUGACUGGAUUGAACAACCUAUAUGAGGAAAAAUGGGUUCAUCUAGAUCUCAAACCAUACAAUACAGCUGCAAAAGUAACAAAAAACGAGCGGAUAUACAAAAUAAUUGAUUACGGAAAUGCAAUGAAAAUACCUGAAAAAGAAACAAGAAUUUAUACAGGGAAAGGAUAUGGAACACCAGGCUAUAUGGAUCCACAAUCUCAGUUAAAGGGUGAGUAUGGCCAUUAUUGUGACAUAUGGGCAUUGGGUGUUUCAUUGUUAGAUUUAGGAAUACUGAAUAGCAGAAGUACUGAGAAUGAAGUAUUCAAAAUACUGGAGCAAAAGGAGAAUACCAAGAAGUUCCAUGAAUUCAUUCGUUUUAGGAAACGGGUUUCAAUAGAAUGCAGGCAUUUUGUGUGGAUGUGCAUGCAAGAAAAUGAGAGAGAAAGACCAAGUGCAAGUGAGNCAAGAAUUUAUACAGGGAAAGGAUAUGGAACACCAGGCUAUAUGGAUCCACAAUCUCAGUUAAAGGGUGAGUAUGGCCAUUAUUGUGACAUAUGGGCAUUGGGUGUUUCAUUGUUAGAUUUAGGAAUACUGAAUAGCAGAAGUACUGAGAAUGAAGUAUUCAAAAUACUGGAGCAAAAGGAGAAUACCAAGAAGUUCCAUGAAUUCAUUCGUUUUAGGAAACGGGUUUCAAUAGAAUGCAGGCAUUUUGUGUGGAUGUGCAUGCAAGAAAAUGAGAGAGAAAGACCAAGUGCAAGUGAGCUGUUAGAACAUCCAUUUAUUACGAAUAAGAAAUUGGAAAAUAUUGAAAUGCACAUAACUCACAUGCUUAAAAUAUGUGAAUAA